UGGGCCGGGGGUGGCCGUGCCGCCAGCGCGGGCCGGCUCCAUCAUGUGAGGCGGCGGGUCUGCCCCGCUGCCUCCCCCCCGCCCCGAGCUGCCCUCUCCCGCACCAUGAGGGAAGGGGAUGCGGGGCAGCACCCACGCCGGAGACAGGUAGAGCCCGGGCGGCUCCUGCGCCUCCUCUCCGGCGUGAUCCUGGUGUGCAGCGCGGAGGUCGCGGCGCUCGCCGACUUCUCAGGUUACCUAACCAAACUUCUGCAAAAUCAUACUGCCUAUGCCUGCGAUGGGGAACAUUUGAGUCUGCACUGUCCUCGGCAUUCAACAAUAAGUGUUCAGUCAGCAUUUUACGGGCAAGACUACCACAUGUGUGGUACUGGGGAGCAGGAAACCAGAAUGAGAGAACCCAUAAACUGCGUGGCACCCACCUCUUUGCAGAAAGUGCUGGAUGAAUGCCAAAACCUGAGAUCCUGCCAACUCCUUGUCAAUAGUCGGGUUUUUGGACCUGAUCUGUGUCCAGGGACCACUAAAUUCCUCCUUGUCUCCUUUAAAUGCAAACCUACUGAAUACAAAACCAAAUCAGCAUGUGAAAACCAGGAACUGAAACUCCACUGUCAGGAGUCCAAGUUCCUUAUCAUCUACUCUGCUACUUACGGCAGAUGGGCACGUGAGGAGAACAUCUGCUCAACAGAAGUGGAGCGCGUCCCCCCUUUCGACUGUUUGUCUUACACGGCGCUAGAAGUUCUAUCAAAAAGGUGUUAUGGGAAGCAGAGAUGCAAAGUAAUUGUCACUAGCCGGGAUUUUGGAAGUCCAUGCCUACCUGGAGUGACAAAAUACCUUAAUGUCAGCUAUGCAUGUGUUCCUAAAUUUAUUCUCACAGCUGUCAACUCCCUAGUCACAGAUAGCAAGUCUUCCGUUAAACAGAACGAUGGUGUCAACCCUGAUCCAAAGGAAUCAAGACUUCCAAAGAAAGAUGACAUUUUUGUUAGCAACGCCUUGGCUACAUUUGCAUACAUCAGAGAUCACCCUGAAAGAGCUGCUCUCCUGUUUGUGUCCAGCGUUUGUGUGGGGUUAGUCUUCACGCUGUGUGCUUUGGUGUUCCGCGUGUCCUGCUCCAGGGACUUCCAGAAAUUGCACAGAAAGAAGGAUCACUUGGUGCCACAAAGUGAUGAAGCAUACAAGAGCAGUGAAAAUGAGGAGGAGGAGGAGGAUUCCCCUGAUUCGGAUGCCCAGGAUGAGAUAUCAGGACUUUACAGACCUUCUUACUCAGGUUACAGUUCCACAGAGGCAGCAGAACUGGCUGAAAGGAUAGAGCGCAGGGAGCAGAUCAUACAAGAAAUUUGGAUGAACAGUGGUUUGGAUAUGACACCUCCUAGAAAUAUGAAUACAUUUUAUAUUAAUGAACAAUAAGUGGCUUAUUUUGGAUGAUGCUCUAGCCCUUUUUUUUAAAAAAAGAAAUGUACCUUCUGUGAAGGAACAUUUGUAUCAGUGCAUAUAAUUAUUUGUAAAGUAAGAAAAAAAUAUAUUCAAUAAAAGAGUUUCAAACCCUU
Molecule: messenger RNA, 1541 nt
Organism: Apus apus (common swift)
Lineage: Eukaryota; Metazoa; Chordata; Aves; Apodiformes; Apodidae
Gene: EVA1C
Product: eva-1 homolog C
Exons: 8
Coding region: 106-1401 (431 amino acids)
Cellular component (GO): extracellular region
Molecular function (GO): heparin binding; carbohydrate binding
Source: RefSeq, a predicted model, not a curated record